Messenger RNA from Aspergillus welwitschiae, 1977 nucleotides. RefSeq names its product cobalamin-independent methionine synthase II family protein. The transcript is spliced from 3 exons. Lineage: Eukaryota; Fungi; Ascomycota; Eurotiomycetes; Eurotiales; Aspergillaceae. The record is from RefSeq and is a predicted model, not a curated record. The coding region runs from base 614 to 1822 and encodes 402 amino acids. Gene Ontology annotation, molecular function: zinc ion binding; 5-methyltetrahydropteroyltriglutamate-homocysteine S-methyltransferase activity.
GUCAAUACUAGAAUUAUUAUUCUUGCUUCAUGCAUCUGCAGCCAGCCCAGAACAGAAAGAACCCCAGAUAAAAUUGAUUGCUGAGUCAGUACUUAUACAUUGGCCCCACCGGAGGCUUCCUUGCCGAUCUUCUUUCCGCCUUCCUGGAUUUAGUUAUGGCUCAUCCUUCAUCGAAAGCUGUCCCAGAUGGCAGAAGUCAUUGAAGUCAUUGUAAUUUCUCGGUGUAUUUUUGUCUUUGAGUGGAGGUAGCAUUAGAAAGUAGUACUCAAGAGGUGCGCAAAAUCGCAAGAGUUUGCUUGAUGAUUUAUCUUUCUGUCUGUUGUCUGGGCCUGCGAAAUCGGUCCCAGAAUUUGGGGUCACUGUCCAGAGCGGUGGGGCAAGGACAGACCGGAGAAGAACAUGGGCAAGACUCGGAGAACUCGCUUGCUGAGAAAUGAGGGGGUCUCUUGCCCCCCAUUUCUUUCUUUUUCUUGACUCGAGUCGGCUGUUGUCUUCUUCUCUCUAUUCUGCCUCCAGACCAGGUAUGUUUCUUUCCGUGAAUCCAUGAAAAGUUGGUUGCCACUUGAUUCUCUAACUGUUUUCUGGACAGAACACUCCCGCAUAUCUAGUCAUCAUGGCCCCUCAACUGCACCGUAACCCUCCUUUCCGUGCUGAGCACCUCGGCUCUCUCCUCCGGACGGAGGAGCUCCUCAAGACCAAGACUGCCUUCGAGAAGGGCGAGGUCUCUGAGGCUCAGCUCGACGCUAUCGAGAACAAGGAUGUGAAGGAGGUCGCUGAAACCCAGAAGAAGUUGGGCUAUGCCGCCAUCUCCGACGGAGAGUACCGCCGUCACAUGUUCUGGGGUUCUUUCUUCCCUGGACUUGAGGGAUUUGAGGAGGUCCGUGAUGUCGAUGCCGAUGUCUUCCGCCCCUACGCCCCCGAUGUUGCGGCUUUUCUUGAGGCUGGUCACAAGCCUGGUGAGACCGUCAUCUGCACCGGCAAGAUCAAGCACGUCGGCAGCACUUACACCAAGGAGUUCAAGUAUCUGGCUAGCGUUGUCCCUCCUGAGGAGGUCAAGAACCUCAAGAUCACCCUCGCUGCUCCUAACUGGUACCAUUUGCGGUACAAGGAGGGCAAGGCUUACCCCAAGGAUGUGUACAGCUCCGACGAGGAGUACUUCGGUGAUAUCGCCAAGGCAGUUCAGGCUGAGCUGCAGGAGCUGUAUGAUGUUGGCUGCAGAAACGUCCAGUUCGACGACCCCAACCUUGCUUACUUCUGCUCUGAGAAGAUGCUUGCUGGCUGGAAGGAGGACUCUCUGAACGUUCGCUCCGCCGAUGAGACCUUCGAGCAGUACAUCAAGCUGUACAACGACAGCAUUUCCAAGCGCCCUGCCGAUAUGCACAUCGGUGUGCACCUUUGCCGUGGUAACUUUGUUGGCAGCCGUCACUUCUCCGAGGGUGGCUAUGACCGCAUUGCCACCAAGCUCUUCAAGGAACUUAAAGUCGACACCUACUACCUCGAGUAUGACACCCCUCGUGCUGGUGGCUUCGAGCCCCUGAAGGAGCUUCCCACCCACAAGAACGUCAUCCUGGGUGUUGUGACCAGCAAGUUCGCUGCCCUCGAGGAUAAGGAGGAGAUGAAGAAGCGUGUCUAUGACGCUGCCAAGUUCAUCGCUGAGGGCAACAACAUCUCUCUCGAGCAAGCCCUCAACCAGGUCGGUGUCAGCCCCCAGUGUGGCUUUGCCAGUCACCGUGAGGGUAACGCCAUUGACCGCGAUGGCAUGAUCGCCAAGCUGAAGCUUGUGCGUGAGAUUGCCAACGAUAUCUGGCCCGGCCAGCUGUAAAUAUACCCGUCGUGAAUGGCCGCGACAUUAAACUCCUGUCGAUUCAACAACGAAAGGGAGUAUGAAUGAAUGUGACGACUUUAGCGUUUAGGAUACCAGUUAUUUAACAUAUGGAUCAGAUGUAUAGUUUUAGAAAAAUUCACGAUUUUUUUCAC